Messenger RNA from Bombyx mandarina (wild silkworm), 1726 nucleotides. RefSeq names its product thiamine pyrophosphokinase 1. The record is from RefSeq and is a predicted model, not a curated record. NCBI's taxonomy places the organism in Eukaryota, Metazoa, Arthropoda, Insecta, Lepidoptera, Bombycidae. Gene Ontology annotation, molecular function: ATP binding; thiamine diphosphokinase activity; thiamine binding. Gene Ontology annotation, biological process: thiamine diphosphate biosynthetic process; thiamine metabolic process.
CACAGCAUUAAAAACUUACAUACCACAUAAAUUUAGCUUGUUAGAAAAAAAAAUGAGUAACGGAAUAUUAAGCAGAAAUAUUAGAAAAAUGGUUCAAUACAAUUUAAGGAAUACAUUUUAUGAUUAUCAGAAUCACUGUGGGACAUCUUGCAGUACCAUUAAAUGUUGGAAAUGGGAUAUAACUCCUGUAAUAUUGAUGCACAAUAAACCUAGUUUAAGAUAUGCAGUUCUCAUUUUAAAUAGACCAAUAUCACAAGAAGAGGCAUUUAUGAAAAACUUUUGGGAAAAAGCCACAUUAAGAAUAACAGUAGAUGGUGGAGCAUUAAGAUGGGACCAGUUUCUCACCAGACUACCUGAGGAAAUUAGUAAUAAAAUGAAAAUACCAGAUUUGAUUACUGGUGAUUUUGAUUCAAUAGCAGAAGAAACUCUCCAGAAAUAUAAAAAGAAAGGUUGUAAGGUAGUGCACACCCCAGAUCAAGAUUAUACCGAUUUUACAAAAGCACUGAAAGAGUUGAAUAAUCACUGUCAAGAACAUACAAUUGAGGUGGACAAUGUAAUAGCAAUAGGACAGGCUUCAGGCAGACUAGACCAAAUCUUAGGAAAUAUACAAACUUUAUAUCUAGCUGAAAAACAACAUUUACUUCAUCCUGAAACUAAACUCUACCUAAUGUCCGGUGAUUCAUUAUCUUGGCUAUUGGAACCUGGCAAUCAUAUUAUAAGCAUUCCCGAGGAAACAAGGAAACAUAACAGAGCUUGGUGUUCAUUAGUGCCUAUUGGAGAAACUUGCCACAGUGUCACAACAAGUGGAUUGAUGUGGAAUUUAGACAAUCAAAGCUUGAAAUUUGGAGAACUAGUCAGCACGUCGAAUGCAUUUGACGGUUCAGACACAGUCAAGAUCAAAUGUAGUCACACAAUACUUUGGUCUAUGAAGGUGCCCAGUUUGACAGGAGAAUAACAUAGUGGAGAUGAGAAUAAAUAAAAAAUAUAUAUUGGUAUUUAGUUCCUGUUAAUAAGUAAUGUCACUAGAGACAUAUUCAAUCAUCAAUUUAUAUCAUAGAAACGAUCAACAAUGUUAUGUCGUUUAUAUUCUCUUCUAACGAGGAACCUCAAUCAGUGAUAUUAAAUUUUAUAAUUCGAAUACUAUUUAAAAAAAAAGAAUAUAAUUUUAUUAAUAUGUAUCUUUCUAUAUGUACUACUUAAUGUUAUUGUGUCAAAAAAUACUACUGUACCUGACAAUAGGGGUAUUGUAUUAAUUAAAUUGAUUUUCAGUUGUGGCACUUUACAUCCUGUACAUAAGGCUUAUGAUCCACAAGUCACACAACAAACAUUUCAAUAAGGGUGCCGAUAAUUGUACAGCUUACCCUAUACUAAGUUUGUCACCAUAAAUUAUAUACAGGGUGUUUUAAAGAAACGACUCCCAAAAUACUUUCUACCUCAACACAAGAUGACGUUUAUUUAUUUCAAUCUUAUGACCGAGUGCUGAUUGUCUGAAAGUCCAUAUUUCAUUAGAGGCAACAGCAUCCACAUAUCGCCUAGUAAAGAUACAUGCAUUAAAAACUAAAAUACAUUAAAAAUGCAUAAUAGUGGUUUCUUUCAUGUCGUAAAGACGUAAGGGUGUUGACCGUUUAAACCUACUGCGUUUGCUGUGCAACGCUGUGCAUGACGUCAUUUGGGGUUAAUAAAAAUGAAAAGCUAACUUCACACACCAUAACAAUAUUUUUUUUUA